Molecule: messenger RNA, 2510 nt
Organism: Carassius carassius (crucian carp)
Lineage: Eukaryota; Metazoa; Chordata; Actinopteri; Cypriniformes; Cyprinidae
Gene: rac3b
Product: Rac family small GTPase 3b
Exons: 6
Coding region: 164-742 (192 amino acids)
Biological process (GO): small GTPase-mediated signal transduction; motor neuron axon guidance; regulation of actin cytoskeleton organization
Cellular component (GO): cytoplasmic vesicle; cell cortex; cell projection
Molecular function (GO): GTP binding; protein kinase binding; GTPase activity
Source: RefSeq, a predicted model, not a curated record
UUUUCCCGGAGAGCCUCGGUGAGGUUCGCUGUCAAAAGCGCUGCUGCAAAGAGGGCAGAGACCGUGUUUGUGCAGAUAUCUAUCAUUUCUCGUGUAAAGUGGGUGCUGUGGCGUAAUAAAACACAUUUACGCCUGUGAAGUGAAGCAACCUGCCUCUCCACAAAUGCAAGCUAUUAAAUGCGUGGUUGUCGGCGACGGGGCGGUGGGUAAAACCUGUCUGCUGAUCAGCUACACCACAAAUGCCUUCCCUGGCGAGUACAUCCCUACAGUGUUUGAUAACUACUCUGCCAAUGUGAUGGUCGAUGGCAAACCGGUCAACCUUGGCUUAUGGGAUACAGCGGGACAGGAAGACUACGAUCGCCUCCGUCCCCUCUCGUACCCGCAGACGGAUGUGUUUUUGAUAUGCUUCUCAUUGGUGAGCCCAGCAUCCUUUGAGAACGUCCGUGCAAAGUGGUACCCCGAGGUGCGACAUCACUGCCCCAACACACCCAUCAUCCUGGUGGGCACCAAACUGGAUCUGCGAGAUGAUAAGGACACCAUCGAGAGGCUGCGGGACAAAAAGCUGUCGCCCAUCACCUACCCUCAGGGUCUGGCCAUGGCCCGAGAGAUCGGUGCAGUGAAGUAUCUGGAGUGCUCUGCUCUGACUCAGCGCGGUCUAAAGACUGUAUUUGACGAAGCCAUCCGCGCCGUCCUCUGCCCUCCGCCCAUCAAAAAACGUGGCAAGCGCUGCACUCUCUUCUGAGUAAACGCCACAACAGUUCCUUGCACUCCACACAAAACUACAAUAUUUUUAAUCAGCCUCUUGGAGAAUAUAUUGUACUACUCUUACAGGUUCGGUGACAGCCGUCCAUCAAGUUCUAAUGCACAUUACAUGAAGAUGAACUAUUGGCUAGAUGCGUCCAGUCGGAGGAAAACCUUGUGGUAGAUGAUGUUUGUUUUAGUUUUUCACAGCCUCACACGCCCAGAGACGUAAUAUUCAAUUUCAGAUCGUUUAGAUGAGAAGUUUUAGUGGUACGGUGUAAUUGAUGACAUACUGUAAGGAAGUGUUUCUUGGUGUUGUAAAGGAAGCGUGUCAAAGAAAUGGGAUCUUGUAUAAAGCUAACCAUUCGCAGUAUUAGCAUUGCUGACGGCGUUAAAGUCAACAUGAAACCACAUUCGUGAGACAUAACAGGAUAUUCAGUGAAAAAGAAAUGUUGCAAAUGUUUGGAAUGUGAGAAGUGUCGGUGGUCAUGGAAGGGUUAACGUUUUGCAUACCUUCUCACCAAGUUAUUAAAAAAAAAAAAAAAAAAAAAACAUUAUGUUCUCCAGUGUUUUUGAAUGUUUCAAUACGUUUUUUUUUUCUUGGUUAUGCAAACGUCACGUUUUAUCAUUUUGCAAACAUUAUGGGAAUGUUACUUUUGAAUGUUCUCCGAACGUUCUGAAGCAAGUGGUUACAUUUAAAAAGCAGAAUGUUCCAGAAACCAAACGUUCCAUGAAUGAUGUAUCAUUUUUAUGCUAACAUUUUAAGAACAUUAUUAAAGAUGCUGAAUGAACACUGAAUUAAUAUUACAGGAAAAACAUGUUCAUAACUUUUUCUGGAAUGUUAUUCAAGCUAGAGUUCCUUGUUAUUAUUAUUUUUCUAUUAAGGGAACAUUCCAUUGUAUCAUUUUGCAAACAUUAUGGGAAUGUUACAUUUGAAUGUUCUCGGAACUUUCUGAAACAAUAGUGACUUUCAAAAGUUCUAAGUGUUUCAGAAUUAAAUGUUUCUGCUAACAUUAUUAAAGACCUGAUAACUCUGAAUGAACACUGUAAUAAUGUCACUGGAAGAAUAUUUGUUCAUAACUUUGCCAGAACUCUGUGUUAGCUGGGAAUAUUGUCAUUUGGAAAAAGAUUUUGGAAUAAUGUGCAUCGCUGAAGAACUGAAAUAGGGUCCGUUUGAUUUCAUGUCGACUUAAAAGCCUCAUGCAUUUAUGAACACUAGAUGUUUUCUUCUUUUCAACUCUUUAACAACUGGGCCGUUCCAAACUCUGAGGAGCGAAACUGUGAAACUCGAACAUUUAUGUUGAUACAAACUAAUCGAUGCAGCUUGUGAAAACACUGGUUUUGGAUUUUCUUUCUUUUCUAGCUUUCCAUGUACCGAUAAACCACAGAUGAAGGGUUUUCUGGUACAGCUUCACGAUCUGAAGUCUCUGUCUGAACAAAUGUCCAUCAGUGUGUGUGUACGAGUGAGUUGUAUGCCACAACCAGAAGCCUGACCGUGUCUGUAACUGAAGGGCAUGCAUGGACAUUUGUUCCUGAUCUUGAAGUUAAUGUGUGUCUGCAUGUGGUGUGAGUGUAGUGACGUGGUUGUGAGUCUACAUGAUCACAAACAGUAUCCUGCAUCCGUCCUUUGACUAUGUAAAUAACUCUCAAAAAAAAAAAAAAAGAUCUUCAUAGAUGCCAAAAGACAUUUCCAUGAUGUAAAAUAGUAUAUUUACAAAAUGUUUUAGAUGAGCAAUGCAUUAAUAAAUCUAUUCAUGUUUUACCCUUAA